Thamnophis elegans (Western terrestrial garter snake) is the source of this 1941-nucleotide messenger RNA. RefSeq names its product metallophosphoesterase 1 (gene MPPE1). Lineage: Eukaryota; Metazoa; Chordata; Lepidosauria; Squamata; Natricidae. Gene Ontology annotation, biological process: endoplasmic reticulum to Golgi vesicle-mediated transport; GPI anchor biosynthetic process. Gene Ontology annotation, molecular function: phosphoric diester hydrolase activity. Gene Ontology annotation, cellular component: endoplasmic reticulum-Golgi intermediate compartment. The record is from RefSeq and is a predicted model, not a curated record. Bases 479 to 1657 code for a protein of 392 amino acids. The transcript has 11 exons.
CCUCUCUUUUCUUCCGGGGUUUGGUGGUGCAGCUCCAGCGUCAGCUGCUCCCGACGGCGUCACGAAGCGGAGGCGAAGCUUUCCCACGGUCGAGUUUCGUUCUUGGAGCGGAAGAUCCGCUGUCCCCCCACAGCCCCACUCCCUCCUCGGGUCGGAAGGAAAAAAUUGAGGGAUUCUUGUUGGCUGAAAUAGAUUCGCCUUUCGAUCCCGAUUUACGAUUCGAACGGAUUUCUGUUUUGUCUCUCGAGCUUUGUGCGCUGGGAGAACUCGAGGAAGUGCUGCUGUUGCUGUUGUUGCUGCUGCUGCUCUUCCAAGACAGAAGCGGGUCCGAUUCAUGCAUGGUGCGGAGGCGUGGUUUGCGUGGGUUUUUUUGCUGAUAAGAAUCACAUGAAAUACACAGUAAUGUACAUUUGAUUUAGGACAUGAAAAAAGGAACAUUGGUGAUACUUCUAUGGAAAAUGUGCUGCAGUAGGCUGAGAUGGCAAUGAACCAUUAUUCUUUGAGAAAAAGAGGCAUUUUUAUGCUGAAACUUAUUUGUUUUGCUCUGACAGUAUUCAUUUUCUGUGAAUUUUUAAUUUAUUAUGUAGUUAUAAUUCAAUGUCAUUGGCCGGAAUUGAAAAAUCAGACUCUGGGGACUAACAAACAGAAUUCACGUUCUGUCUUGAAAACCAUCUUUUUAUCAGAUCCUCAUUUGCUUGGUAGAGUCAAUGGACAUUGGUUGGACAAGCUAAGGAGGGAAUGGCAAAUGGAGAGGGCCUUCCAAACUGCCCUAUGGCUUCUGCAGCCAGAAAUAGUCUUUAUUCUGGGCGAUAUCUUUGAUGAAGGGAAAUGGAGCUCUUCCCAGGCCUGGUCAGAUGAUGUAAGGCGCUAUCAAAAAAUAUUUUGGCAUCCAAAACACACAGAAGUAUUUGGUAUUGUUGGCAAUCAUGACAUUGGCUUUCAUUAUGAGAUGACAUCAUUCAAGUUAGAACGUUUCUCUAAAGUUUUCAACUUCUCUUCAGAAAAAAUAAUAACUCGGAAAGGGAUAAACUUUCUUAUAGUGAACAGUGUUGCUCUUGAAGGCGACAGGUGUAUAAUUUGCAGAACAGCAGAAGCCAAACUCAUUGAACUUUCUCACCAACUGAAUUGCUCAUUGAAGGAACAAAAUCAACAUAAAAAAAGCUGUAGUAAUGUAGAUAAGGUCCCAACCUCGGCUCCAAUUCUAUUGCAGCAUUAUCCUCUUUAUAGAAGAAGUGACUCAGAAUGUACAGGAGAAGAUUCUGUUCCCCUGGAGAAAAAGUAUGAUCGCUUCAGAGAGAAAUAUGAUGUGCUUUCUCAGGAAGCUUCCCAGAAGCUAUUGUGGUGGUUUCAUCCUCGAUUGAUUCUGAGUGGCCAUACCCAUAGUGCCUGUGAAGUGCUUCAUAAUGUUAACAUUCAGGAAAUCAGUGUUCCAUCAUUCAGUUGGAGGAACAGAAACAAUCCUAGUUUCAUAAUGGGCAGCAUAACAUCAACAGAGGUCUCGCUCUACAAGUGCUUUCUUCCAUAUGAGAACACAGUAAUAGCCAUUUACUGUACAGCAGGAUCUGUGCUGAUGGUCCUCAUUCUAGCUCACUUUCAGCCCCUUCUUUCCCCUUACCAUUUUGUUCAGCGUUUAAUCACUAAGUAUAAAGCACUAUGAAAAGUCAGACACUUGGAAUCAGUCACUGACACACCAAAGCUAAAGAACAAUCCAUCAGACUACAUUCAUGCCAGCAAAUGCGUACUUGAAUUGCUAGCCCAAAGGCAAACUGCUCUUACAGACAGAAAGCUCUAGACAGUUGAUAGGACUUUUUUUUUUCUUUACUACAGGAUAAAGUAACUGCUUCAUGCUGUACAAAAAUAUUGUAAUCUACAAUGAAACGAAUGGUUUUCUUGCUAAAGUUUUUUUGUAUCAAAUAUGUAUAUUAAAAGUUUGUAACUGUA